AUGUUAUCACUCAUCUGGACGGUCUUCUUCGUCCAUGUCGCGAUUUUCCUGAUCAACACCAUCGGAGCCGCUACGAUCGACAACCUGCUCUGGCAGCUCUACCUCAAAAUCCCGACGACCACCUCGAAAAAUGCCCGGGAACAGAGCCGGCUCAAGCGCGAGGCGGUGCAGCUGAAGCGCGAGAUGAACAACACGAGCUCGCAGGACGAAUUCGCCAAGUGGGCGAAGAUCCGCCGACGACACGACAAGACGAUGGAGGAAUACGAAGCGUUGAACAAGCAACUCGUCUCGCAAAAGACCUCCUUCGACUGGAGCGUCAAAACCGCCCGCUGGCUCAGCACGAACGGACUCAAGAUCUUCCUCCAAUUCUGGUAUUCCAAGACGCCUGUGUUUGCGCUGCCACAGGCUUGGUUCCCCUACGUUGUGGAGUGGGUUCUGUCGUUCCCGCGGGCGCCGCUCGGGUCGGUCAGUAUCCAGGUUUGGAGCAAUGUGUGCGCGACGGUGAUUUCGGCGGUGGCGGAGGUUGCUACGAGUGUGGUUUUGCAGGGGGGAGGGGUGGCAGGGCCGGCGCAGGGUGCGGCUAAGGCGCAGAAAUCGCAAUGA
Messenger RNA from Aspergillus campestris IBT 28561, 603 nucleotides. Its product is annotated as guided entry of tail-anchored proteins factor 1. Gene Ontology annotation, cellular component: GET complex. The transcript has 3 exons. Gene Ontology annotation, biological process: tail-anchored membrane protein insertion into ER membrane. The record is from RefSeq and is a predicted model, not a curated record. NCBI's taxonomy places the organism in Eukaryota, Fungi, Ascomycota, Eurotiomycetes, Eurotiales, Aspergillaceae. Bases 1 to 603 code for a protein of 200 amino acids.